Messenger RNA from Mya arenaria, 7288 nucleotides. RefSeq lists its product as uncharacterized. The record is from RefSeq and is a predicted model, not a curated record. Bases 102 to 2102 code for a protein of 666 amino acids. NCBI's taxonomy places the organism in Eukaryota, Metazoa, Mollusca, Bivalvia, Myida, Myidae. Gene Ontology annotation, molecular function: protein binding. The transcript has 20 exons.
AACGUCAUAAUAUUUUAAGCACAAAAUUUGUAAACAGGAAGUUAAGUUUAAUUCAAUGUUUUUAAUGAUUUCGGACUUUGUGGUCAACUUGAAUUGCUAAAAUGGGGCCUGUCAAAGACUCAGACCUAUUAAAAAGUGUGAGAGACAACAACAGAACGAAAUUAUUGAAAUACUUAUCCCCAGAGAAAGGUUUAGGUUCAUUAUCGAAGGUUGGAGUGAAGGAUGACCAGUCAUUCCCAGGCGGGAGAUUACGCUUGAAACUGAACCAUGUAAACAUAAACUGUCGAGAGGAGAAAACAGGCUACACACCACUGAUUCUGGCUGUUCUCAAUGGAAGCAAGGAGUUUGUUGACGAUAUUCUCUUCCACUCUGCUGAUGUCGAUGUCCAGGAUAUUAAAGGAAAUACUGCUCUUCACAUGGCAGUUUUUGGAGGGAAGAUGGAGAUUAUUGAUUUACUUCUCCAAAACAGAGCUGAGGUCAAUGUUCAGAACAGUGAUGGAAACACACCGUUGCAUAUUGCGAGUCAAAUAGAAGGGGACAGGGUGCAUAUGCUCCUGAAGUUGCUUACGAAAGGAGCCGACCAUACUAUCAUGAACAGGGACCAUAAAGAAGCCCUUGAUCUAGCCAUCAUGUUUAAAAGAACAGAUGCUGUAUCGAUACUUCUGGACCACGAUCAUGGCCUCGAGGAUUCCAAACGCACAACAACAGAGCCAAACACCCAGGCAAUGUUGGAAGCUUCCAUACGGGGAUAUAAAGAGGGGAUGGAGCUUCUGUUGGAUUAUGGUUAUGACCCAAAUACCCUGGACAAGGAAAUGGACUCAACUGCUUUACAGGAGGCUGUGCGAUAUAAUAGGUUACAAGUCAUUGAAACGUUGUUAAAGUAUGGUGCAAAAACGGAUGUGAAAAACAGCAAAAAUGAGACUGCAGAAACAGUAUUAGCUGGGCUUCCAGAUUCUAGGGCGAACCCAAUUAAAGCUUUAUUCGAAGAAUACAAGAAGUCUGGUGCUACUCAGGUUCCACGUUUUCUGAAGACACUGUCCAGAGGAAUGUCGCUCCAGGGAGUAAAAGACUAUCCCAUCUUGCCAAAUGACCCCAGCUGGACACAAAACAGCCCCGAUUACUGCAACAGCUGUACACCGAAUGGACCCAACACCAAUAUCCUUGAUGAUGACCCCUGUAGCUGUUGGCUGGCCGCAGAUUUUCAUCAGGCCUGGUGUGUCCUUGACCUACGUUAUGAUCAUACACUCACAGGAAUCACUGUUUAUGGAUGGGACAGCCCUCAGAUGGUUCGCACAUUCGAACUUCAAAAAGGGUCGACCCUUAAUGGUCCAUGGUCUACAGUUGUUCCUUGUACGUGUAUAAAAUCAGGACCGACCACUCUGUCAAGCCCAGGUGAUCCACAGACGUUCACAGAUUUUACCGCCCGGUCACGGUAUUGGCGUAUUCUGCUGCUUGACAAUUUUGGUGGGAAAUGCAUCUGCUUCCAGGGUAUUAAACUGUAUGGAGCAGACAACAGGAUAAGGAAACUCCUAGAAGAGAAUAGUAUGGAAAACUAUGCUGAUGACAUCAUCGCUUUGGGUUACAACACGUACAAGAAGUUUCUACUGAUCUCAGAUGAAGCUAUUCAGGAGGUUGUUAGUGACUUUAGUGACAAGGAGAUUAUACUCAAAUCGUUGGAGCGAGACAGACCCAAAGAGUUCCAUCCAUCUUCCUUAUCAUGGGACAUAACUCCGCUUACAUCAGUCAGACAAGGGGUGGUAAUUCCAGACUUUGGAAUCAAGUCCUUGCCCGGAGUGAAAACGCAAAUAAAACUGAUUGCAGACCGAGGUGUUUCUAUAAAAGGAAAGUCAGUGGUUACUUUAUUGUCAAACUCCGAGACCGAGCCAUCCAAAGCCACUUUUUCUGGGAUCGUCAUUGACACACCUGGGAGCCAUAUAUUGAAAGUUCAAUGUGUAGACUACCCUAGGGUGUCCUUGUCCACCCCUCAACCUAUUGAAAUAAAACCAAAGGCAGGUUUGAGGGACAGUGUAGCAUUGGCAUUUGAUGAUAUGGAAGCUAUGCUGAAUGAUUUAUCCGCAUCUCUGGAUCCUGUCCAGGAAUGACCCUUGAUGCACUAGCACACGUGGCUGGAUAUCUUUGGGCUGUUGAUCUGUUCAUUUUCACAAGGCUUUAAAGCUGCACUCUCACAUAUUGAUUAUUUUGAAAGUUUUUUUCAUUCUUUCUUCUCAGAAUUAACCAUUUUUUGUGUAAAUGUGUUGAAACCAGUGAUGUUGGACUGCUGACAAAAUAUCAGAUCUCAGUGUUCAUAUAAAUGUUCCAAAUUGAUGCUUAAUGGCUAAAAGGGUUAUGAAAAAUAAACUUUUCGGCACUGUUUCAAACAAUUGUUCUAUUGUGAGUUAUAAUGCAAGACUGAAGAAAUCGAUGCCAAAGUCACCCAAUUCUGAGGCAAAAAAAAUAAAUUAAACUGUCAAUCUGUGAGAGUGCAGCUUUAAUAUUCAUAAUAAUUCCAGAAUCGAUUGGAUCACAAAUUGAGAACAUAGUGCAAUGCUAAUUUACCAAAGAUUGCAAAUGGUUCAACAAAGAUGACGCAGAAUUGGCCAUUUGAACUCUUUGGAAUAAAAAUAACAUUGGUUUUUUUAUUUUUUUUAAAUUCAGUGUUAGGUGAUGUUGACCUGAUAUUCAUAAAAAGUUAAUGUGCAAUAACAUUAUCUGUAAAUUUACUGGGGGUUUAAACCAGUUUAUGUGCACAAACCUCACUCUUAUCCCAACAAUCCUGAAUAAAGAAAAAACGCAUAAGGUAAAUCUUAUCAAAGUAUGCAAGACUCAGAUUUGAAAAGACAUUUUUACAAGGAACAAUAAAUAAUCUUUAUACCAUUUCUUUUACCACAACCAUGUCAAUAAUAGCAAAACUUCCAAAUAGAAAUAUAAUUGAGCAAAGUAAAGCAUUAAUGCUUUUCUUGAAGUAAAGGUGCAAUAGAAUGAAGACGUUAUUUCGGGUAUUGAGUCUGAAUUCAGAAACUGUUUACACCAGGUGUAUAUAUAGAUAUAUUCAGUGUGUCGACUCGUCUACUUUUGUAUUUUGUUUAUUUGAGUUUAUCAAUGUCUGCCUGCGCCCAUUGGCAUCAUUAUGGCAUGACCCCGCCGUGACGCCAUCACAACUUAAACGUCUGCUUGUUGACCCAGUGUUCACUCAUAUAUCAGUUUCAGUGAAAUGGGAAGAUCCCUAAUUAUAUAUUCACAGUUUUCCCCACUUUAUUUGCCAAUGAAAUUGCUGCAUUGCAUUUGAAAUUUAAUAAUUAUUCCUCAUGAAAUGCCCAGACGCCAUGAUAUGGAUGAAAUUAGGCGGUUUAUUUUUCUUGUAUGGGGUCCACAUGAUCAAACUCAUGAUAAUUAAUGGGCCUAAUGUGUAUUUGAAGAAAUAGAUCAAGCUGCAUAUUUGUUAUCACUUACAUGUAUACCUAUGAUUUAUAUUUAAGCCCAUCUCAACCUUUUCAGGCCAGUGUAUUUGUUAAUAUUUCUAAAUUAAGAAAUAAAUUACUGGUUGUGCUUUGCCUCUUAAAUGCUUCUUAUUACUUCAGCUUGAUAGCGAAAAAUGUCAACAUUUUUAUCAUAAUUGUUUUAUUUAAAAAAAUUAUUUCAUGUUUUAAUUUACCAUCUGGAUAUGGUUUGCAAAAUGUUCAGAAUUUGUUAUGGUUUUAUACUAAUUUAUUUUUGCUGAAUUGUAAAGACAGCUACAAUCUGAAAAAAAUCAAUCUCAAGUCUGUUUCCUGGACAGAAACCAGUACUGUGUAAUGUGUCUUUUUCGAGAGGCCAUAAGAAGGUACACCUAGUUGGGCUCGAACCCACAACCUUGUGGGUGGGUGAGAUGGGGACACCUAUACCACUCCCACCCUUGAGAUUUUGUAUGAUUUGAUAGCAUAACACCUGCAAUUAUACUCUUUAUACAUCAUUAUUUUUGUUUUAAAUCUAUGUGUGUUUCUCAUUUUUAUAAGAUACAUAUAUAUUUUUUUUUUAAAUCUAGAAAAAAGAAAAAUACAGGUAAAUUGUCAGAGACCAAAAGUUACUUUACAAUUUAUUGUCAUCAUGUUGAAGUGUUUUACCAGUUCCUACUGUUUACAGAAAUGUCUAUGUAUUUAAUAUUGGUGAUAAGGUUGUAUAAACUUCAUAUAUAUAUAGCUCUAAAUAUAUAGCUUUGUUGUAAAUGUUUGCUCAACAAAUUGUUUGUUUUUUAGUGCUUUUUGUAUUUGUUUAUGUGAUAGCUUUGAAAGAAUGUUAGCCAGUUAUUUACAUUUUUGAUGUGGAGUUGUUUUUGAAAUUGAUACUGCAUACAGGCCAUACUUCUGGAGACCAUUCCAGGGGAGUUUUUUUGCAGGUCUAAGUUUGCGAAAUAUCAAAAUAAUUUUAGGCGCAAGUUUCCUUUGAUCAAUAUCAGUGUGUGUAUACCACGUGAUAAAUUACGUCAUACAUGCUAUGUCGGAAGGCAGCAUUUAGCUUAAAAUGAACACUUAAAUCAAAGAUAACUUUUCAUUUACACCACCAUUUUAAAUGAACAAAAGAGCAGCCUAUGCCGCUUAAAGAGCCCCUCAUUUGUUUAUAUUUCCGAAAUUUGAUGAGGUCAUUAGUUUCAUCAAACACUUCGACAAACCUGUUUCCAAAAAAUGUUUUGACAGUGCUCCGUCAGACGGCCGUAUCGUGAAAAGGUUUAUCGAAGUGUUUUAAGAAACUAAACUCGCAAUCAAAUUCUGGUAAAAGACCGAAGGUGGGGCUCCGUAAGAGGCGUAGACUGCGCUAUGUUUCAUUUAAAAUGGUGAAGAAAUAGUGAAGUUAUCUUUGUUUAAAGUCUUUUUUCAAAUCAAAAUAUUGCCUUCCGACGUAGCAUUGAUGGGAUCAAUUUAUCACGUGGUAUACACACACUGAAUAUUACAAAUUAAUAAAUCACUUCUAGUCAAUUGAAAAGUUGAUAAUCAUGUUUCAUUAAAGCAUUUAUUUGUAAAAAAAAGAGCAAAAAAAAUCAUUGUAACUAAUGGUCAUUUUCACCCAGUUGGAGUUGUUUGUUUACAUUCAGUUUCACUCACAGACUGUGUUUUUACUUUGUCAUUAUUGCCUAUUGUGAAGUUUUCUGAUUUAAAAAAAAAAUAAUACAGGGGAGACCGGAUUAUGGAUCAAAAUUCUGGAGGAUUUUUCCCCCCACUUUGGGAUAUGGCAUGUAUGAUAAUGCUUAAGCGAUUUGUUAUGUGGAUUUUUGAAUGCAAUAUACACUACAUUCCUUUCAAAGAAAGUGCUUCCCUUUGUUAUAUUAUUUUUAAUGUUUCUUUUUGACUCAACUGUAGCCAUACUUAUGUCAAUGUUUGUUAUUUAAUCUAUCUGCAUUUUGUUUUACAAUGAUUGUGAAUAAAUUGAUAUUAACUUAUGCUAAGUCACUCUCAGCAUGACUUUGCACAAUAUGAUGGUCUGGUGUUGUGUGGGGGAAACUUACCCGGCUUGUUGUCCAGCUUGGUGGCCACCAAACCAAACUCACAUAUGCCGAGGUCAGGAAUUGCACCCGGGACAACUUAAUGAGUGUGUUAUAACCUAUACAUUUAACCAGACUAUAGCCAUAGUCAUAGAUUGCUUUUCUUUCAUUAACUUUGGUUUGUUUUCAUAUAUUUAUAUCAAAAGUCAAUUCAUUUAAGGAAUGAAUUGCGUGAUUGAUGUCAUUAUUGGGGUAUGAACGCAGUUGGGCUGGUUAAAGCGUGUGGAGUCCGAAGGACAUAAGGAAAAUUUUAACCAGCCUUACUGCGUUGAUAUCCCCGAUAAUGACAUCAAUCACACAAUUCAAUUCUUAUAUUUACACCAAUAUUCAUUAUUUUUGUCCAGAAUUGUUAAUAACAUAUGUUAUUUUAUUUAUGAAAACCUUACAGUAAACUCUCUAACCUGUGAUCAAAUAAAAUCAGUUCUGAAAGUAAAAUUGCUAAUGACAACAAUACGAGUACAUUUAACAAAUAAUAAAUUAACACUUCAAUUCAGUAUGUUGAUAAAAAAUGUCGCGGUCUGCUAAAGAAUCAAAACAAUAGUAUGCUACUUAUAUUAAUACGCAAUGAUUCACGAUUUGAAUAUAUCAGAAGAUUUAGCGUUCAUUUGAAAAUAUUCACAAUUGCCAAAAGACUGUUCUUUGAAGGAACGGAAGAUGCAGUGUUAAUAUCUACCACAAAGGUUACACAGUAUUAAUCAACAUAUUAUAUGAUUGAGGUAUUGUUAUUGCCUUCCAGUCAUUGUCCUCAGCUUCAGCAUUCAAAAACCAAUAUAUAUUCCAGUGGAUACACAUCCUGCCAGAAACAAAACCACAAAUUAUGACAAAGCCCUCAACUCUGUCUUGAAUUAUUGUAGAUUUAUUUCCCUUUUAUGACUGAAAAUGAAACAAGACAGACAAGCAUUUGCCCCUUUGUUCUUUUUAAUUGUUGUUAUUAACAUUACCAUGAUUUUAAUUAUUUUAUUUUUGUUAUGCUGCUAAUAGUUUAUAUAUGAUUGUUUUGCAUGUUUUUAUUUGAACAUAUUUUAUAUUGAAUAAAAAUAAGAAAACAAAAUAAUGAUCUUCAUCAAGUUUCUUUUGUAUGUCAAUGAAACUAUACUAAUGGCCAAAAGUCAUGUCCGGUAUGGGUUUCAUUUGUGCCUUGCAAAUCCUCAAUGCCAAUUUUCAACACAUUACUGUACCGGCAGUACUGGCUCAAACUCCAAAAUUCUAUUUUCAUUGAAUGCAUUUAAUUUUAAUUAAGGUCCUCUCCAUCGAUACCAAAUUUAUGAGUGUGCGAUAUAAAACAAAACAGAUAUUGUAGUUUUUGUAGACCGGACAAGACUUUUGGAGAUUGUAGUUUUUGUAGACCGGACAAGACUUUUGGAUAUUGUAGUUUUUGUAGACCGGACAAGACUUUUGACCAUUCGUAUGCAUUGUAGUUUCAACAUAAAUGUACCUUUUAUCUCUGUGCACAUUGUUCUAGAUAUACUGCACAUUAUUGGAAACAAACUGAUAUUAUAGAUGAACUUGAAGAGUGUGUGCAAUUAGCCAAGAAAACAACGUUAAGAGAAUUUGUUUUCAUUCUUACCUUGUCAGGUGAUUGAAUAAAUGGUGUUGUCUUUGUUAUUAGCUGGGGUUUAUGUUUGCAAAGUGCCAAAUAGUUCGACAUUGACCAUGAUUUUAAAAAUUAAAAAAAUGUUAUAUACUUUAAACACAUGAUACACAACAAUAAAUACUUUAAUUAUAGUAGAGUUAUGCCCCUUUUAAUUUUGUAAAAAGAAAUGGCCAGCAUCAGCA